GGUGAUCCAACUGGACACGCGGUUGGAGCAGGUGUUGCGGGGGAAUGGGUUUUUGUCCCAAAACCUGCUGCUGGACAUCAUGCUCCAGGUUUUGCUGGAAGAUAAACAGAAAAAUUGCUCCGACGGGCACGGGCAGCAAAUUCGUCGAGAGAUCGAGAAAACGUUGUCAAACGAGUUGACGAAUUUAGCGCAAGUCUACAACAUAUCAAAUGCAGAAGUGUCUGGGUCUGAAAGAGAGAUUCUGAGACUCGUCAUGCGCGUUUUGCAUGAUGCGUGAUGUCUGUGAUGUAUGCCCUAGCAUCACAGACUUUUUGAGGGAUUCUUAAUGCCUAUUCCGAAUGGCAAAUGCCCUCUCCGCGUAAGUAGCAAAAAAUGCGCUCCCCUUGCUGCUCAUGCAAUACAAAUUUUUUUGGAAUCCAAACGCAGCAUCACAAGUUCCAAGUUUCCAGACCCUAGACAUAUUUGCAAUGCAUACAACACUGCCUCGAGCAACGUGGUCCGCAACACGGCGAACGCAGCGGUGCAGCGACUGGACAACUACGUGUUGCAGAAAGUAACCACGCACUCUCUCCGGAAGUUGCUCGCGUUGGCGGUGCUGUUGAAGGACAAGCGGCACAGCAUCGGACUCAGCGUGAAAACGAAGAAGGGCGCGGUUGUUCAGACCAACGUCGGCGGUGGUGGCGGG
Amoebophrya sp. A120 is the source of this 685-nucleotide messenger RNA. The record is from the annotation of a GenBank genome assembly. Lineage: Eukaryota; Dinophyceae; Syndiniales; Amoebophryaceae.